AUGGCGGCCAGAGUAUGGACAAUCGACGGGCUCACUGUUGAAUGCGAGGUGCGCAGUGCUGUACGGAGGUUACCAUGGACGUUCGACGGAUCCAUGUAUGGAAUUUGCCCUCAACGCUACUUCGCCAGGUCUGAUGUUUCCGUUACAAUCUACGCCAGGAGGAGAAUGCGGCUGCUUACUUACACAACUUUGUUCUGGUUUAUCCUGAAGUCAGGGCUGGCACUGCAGAUUCAGUGCUAUCAGUGCGAAGAAGCCAUUCACAAUGAAUGUUCCACACCAGAGUUCAUCGUCAACUGCACUGUCAACGUGCAGGACAUGUGUCAGAAGGAGGUACUAGUGAAGGAAGACGGGGUGCACUACCGCAAGUCCUGUGCCUCAUCUGGGGCCUGCCUCAUCGCCUCCUCUGGCUAUCAGCAGUUCUGCACAGGGAAGCUCAACUCGGUUUGCAUCAGCUGCUGCAACACACCCCUCUGUAACGGACCCAGUCAGAAGAAACAGAGUUCCAGAAACAGAGUUCCCUCUGCCGCCUCAUCCCAAAGCCCACUGCACAGGCUCUCUCUACUUUUUCUUCCUUUUAUCCUGCGCGCACCCUCCAUAUUGUGCUGACAGAGCCUUUGAUUGGCUGGUGUUGUUUCAUUAAGACUGUGGUCCAACUUUUGAGGUUUUGGACUGUGUUUCGGUGUAAGGUUCUCCUGCCUAUGUGGCUUACAUAUGUUCAAUGGACACGUGACUCUUCAAAUAAAGUGUUGCUGUCUGAUGAAAACCUCUUAACCUUCUAAAUGAAAACAAUUACCUUGUUUUCCCAUUAACUGACAUACAGUUAUGACAUUUACAAAGAUAUUUGGAAUUUAUUCUCUUGGUCCUACAGAAACAAACAUUUCAGAGGGGCGUGUUAGCAGUCAAUAUAUCAAAACAAAUGAGGCCUUCUUGGUGACAAAACGAUUUGAGCCUUGACUUUCACUAUCUGGAAGGCAUCGUCAACAGGGAUUCAUUAAACUCUCCCAAAUCCAUUGGGAGUUAUUCUUAUGAAACAGGGCUGCAGACAAAAUUGGGAUGGAGAAAUAUAGGUGAAAAGAAAAGGAGUGUUAAAUAUUAAAAAACAAAUAUUGGAGCAUUUUUUUAUUAGAAAAUAUGAAGUUCAAAUUUUCUCAACAGGAAGACUUGUUGGGUGACGACCAAGGAUUGUGGAUAAUUAUAAAGAUUAAUGCCUCUCUGGCAUGCUUAUCACUCCGCAGAAGUUACCGCAAAGCAACACAUUUCCUUGGCUACAUUCUUCUGUUCAGGUUGGAUGUGUGUGGCUAGCAAAAGUCAAUCAUAAUCAAACCAGAUUGGCCUGCUCUCUUUAGAAAAAGUUAGGGAGCUGUGUCACUGUUUGUCUACAAUCUCUAAGAGUCCUUGAGCGAUGCCAACAAACUUCCUUCCAGUAGAACAAUACUGUGCAGUCUGUUAAGUAUUUGGAUAGUGAUUUUGGUUAUUUUGUCAUUCUACUCUGGCACUAUGGAUUUGAAAUGAUACAAUAAUUGAGGUUGAAGUACAGUCUGUCAGCUCUAAUUUGAGGGUAUUUCAAUCCAUAUCAGCUCACCCAUUUACUGUAAAAAUAACAGCAAUAGUGCCCUAUUUAAGGGUACCUAAUGUAUUUGAACAAUAAUGGCUUCAUAGCUGUCUCUUAUUUGGCAUGCGUGUUUGUUUGCAUCAGUUAUGCAUGCACUACAGUUCUCAAUGUGUACUCUUCAUUCUAGUCUUUGCAUUUGCAUUUGGAGUCAUUUGCUGAAUAAAUUGAUCAGAGACAUAUCCAAAGCAUUUGCUGUACCAAAACCAACUGUUUUGUAAAUCAAGAAACAAAGAAAGUGCUGGUUAGCUCUGCAAUGGCAAAAUACCUGUUAGACCACUACAGUGGAUGACCAAAGAAUGCUCAUCACAAUGAAGAAAAUAUCAACAAAACUGUCUGACAGUUCCUUUCCAAGAGGUAGGUGUGGAUGUGUCAGCCACUACCAUUCACAGAAGAGUCCACCAGCCAAAUUACAGAGGCUGGUCUGCAAGGUGCAAAAACAAUAGUUGGCUGGAAGGGCUAAAAACCUCUCCAUUAAUGUAUCUUACAACUCUGCACAAUUGAAAUGAAUCAUGUGCCAUGAAAACAAAGCACUUGUUGGCUAUAGCUGUGCUUGUUUCAUAACAUCAUAUUUAUAUUUCACCAUCAAUAUCAUAUUAAAGUUGAAAGCAUGCACUUUAACCUCUUAGUCCUAAUUUAAAAUCCAGUGGAGUAAAGUACCAAAAAAACUCACUGAAAAUCACUAUCCAAAUACAUAUGGACUGCACUGUAUGUACAGUAAUACAUACAGUACAAACAAAUCUUGCAAACAUUUUCAGUGGCAUCUUAAACUGUCACUCAAGUCUAAUAUGACUUACAGUGCAAUUACAAAAAGUGUUUCAAAUGUAAUGGAAUAAAUCCUAGUAAUUGACACUGUUCAAAUACAAAUGUUAAGUUUGUUUUUAACAUUUCUAGCUAUCCAUUUUUGCAAAACUUUA
Molecule: messenger RNA, 2526 nt
Organism: Esox lucius (northern pike)
Lineage: Eukaryota; Metazoa; Chordata; Actinopteri; Esociformes; Esocidae
Product: ly6/PLAUR domain-containing protein 1
Exons: 4
Coding region: 1-606 (201 amino acids)
Biological process (GO): acetylcholine receptor signaling pathway
Molecular function (GO): acetylcholine receptor inhibitor activity
Source: RefSeq, a predicted model, not a curated record